AUGAAUAGCUCAUCCACUUCAACGUUAGACAGCCAUGCACCGAGAAAGACCACUUCGAUAAAAUCACUCCCGUCGUUACAGUCACGACAACAAACUCAAACUCAAACUCAGAACCAAAGUCAUCAUCAUUUGCAACAAAAUAGUCCGCAAAGACAGCGACAACAUUCACUAUCAGGACAUCAGACACAAUCCUCUCUGCAAAAAUUCAGUCGUGGUCAAAUGGAACGAGAGAGGGGAACCACUUUAUCAUCAAUGAAUAUACCCAUUCAGUCCGUGGAUAGAAGUCAAAAGCAACAAAGGGGACAACCGGAUCUUGAAAUUGAUACGAAAUUGCAAUCAGAACAAUUGAGGAUCCGCAGUGCAACAUUACCCAACAAAUCACCACUACGGCCUUCACCUUCAUUUGCAUCAACCGAGUCAAAUGCUGAAAGCCCCACUUGGCUUUUAAGUGAUUUACUUUCAAAUUUGAGCUCACUCAAGGAUAAAGAUGAAUAUUCAAUCGUGCAGAAAUCAAACGAUUUGGUGUCGUUGUUUCAAUCGUAUCCAAAAUUGAAAGAAGAAGUACAGAUAAAGACAGUACUUCCCAGGAUUCAAUUUAUGUUGUACCAUCCUGUUCCUGAAGUGAGAUCAUCAUGUUAUCGAAUAUUGCGGCAUUUGAUUGUCAAUUAUGAUAGUCUAAUCUUAUUAGGACAACUGAAACUACUUAUAUUUAUUAUCACCAGUCUUGCCAAUGAUCAAUAUAAAGCAUCGUUGAUUGAAAUGACACAAGCAUUGAAGUUGAUACGGCAGUAUUUGACAAUCGAUAAAGGUGCCGACUUGUUAUCUGUAGGAGUUAUAAAAGCAUUGAUUGCUGUUAUAGAAGGUGACCUGCAUGAUCAUAAUCAUACCUUAUCUGCAUAUGGAUUACAUGUAGCACCCAUUCCAGAAGGUUUCAAAAAUGCUUGUUUGGAAACGAUUUGCGAAAUUUCCCUUUUGAAGCCAGAAUUAGUGUUUCAUUCUGGUGGAUUCAAAUUGAUGAUUAAUUCUAUCAUUGAAGGCUCGUUUGAAGUGUCAUCAACAUGCCUUUUAAUCAUUCUACGGUUAUUGAGUUUCCAAAAUUCAAGAAAGUUUGUACGGAAUGGGUUUGAUUUGGAUUCAUUGAUUGCAGUUUUUUCAACUGAUGAAGAUACAGGUGAUUCCAAAUUCAAACAUGUGUCCAAUUUCAAAUUGCAGAAAAUAUCUGUUCUCAUAUCGGUGUUGUUGCGUGAUUUCAAUGGAUUGAUUGCAUUUUCCAUCAACAAUUUUACCAGCAUAAAGAAUUUAUUGAUCAAUUUAAGCAAAAGAAAUCAUCGUGUUCAGGAUCUUAUUCUUGAUAUAAUUCUUGAUGCAUUGAGGAUCAAAGUAUUCCCAUGGUUGGAAAACUCGUCAAUUGGUGACUUUAUCACAAAAUUCAAUCACCAGUACCAACAAAGUCAUUUGGCAAUUAAAAGAAAAUUCACAUUUGAGUAUAAAGAUAUCAAAGAGCCAUUUGCAAGAGACAUUGUCCAUCACUAUCAAGGUCUACUCACAUACAUAUUGGUGAGAAACGAUUUAUUUGAAAAAUUGUUGCCAAUUGUUGAAGAUGGCACCAACAAGAGUUUACAAAAAAAGGCAACGUUUCUUCUUCUGAAGCUUUACUUUAUUGCCAAUAAUUACUUGCCGAGUGAGUUGGUUCUGAACAAAUUGCAAAUACCGGGAAUUUCUGCUCACGUAUCCCUAAGUAGUAACAAAAAGACAACUGACGUUGAAACGAGCCAAUUUAUCAAGUUCAAAAUCAAAACCAUCACCGCUAGGGCCAAUUUUGAUGUUGAUGACGAUGAGUUUAAAGCCAUGAUCACCAACAGUAAAGUUCUUACGAUUAAGGAAUUUGAACAAUGGAAUUGGCCACUUCUUACAACUUUGGUGCUGGGCCCAUUAACAUCUCCUAAACGCUUUGAAGAAAUAUUGGAAAGGUCACCGAAAUUUUUCAAACGAUUGGUUUCAUUUUAUCGUCCAUUCAAGUACCGGUUUUCAUCAGUACAUAAUAAUCGAAAUGCAUCAAAGUAUAUUGAUUUUGGCUGUUUAUUAUUGGAAACGUUCCUCAGUACUGAUGUUGGACUCAAGUAUCUAUCCUCGAGCAAGAUCUUGCCGCAAGUGGCUGAAAUUGUGGCCCAAAUUGAUCCUUUUAGUGGAAUAUCAUCAAAAGAUGCAAUAUUGAGUAAGAAACGACUCGAAAAUACCGCAUCGGUGGGGUAUUUGCGCUUUAUUGGGGUAUUAAGCAGCAGUAAUGAAGGAUUGAGUCUUUUAACCAGCUGGCAAUUGUUUACCAUGUUUACCAACAUUGUAUCUGCUUCGAGUCAAAGUGAAGUGACAAAUUUAUUUAUAUUAACAAUGUUCAAAUAUGCUGAUUUUUCUGUUGAAAACUCGCCGUUUAGGAUCUUGCUCAAGAUGAGUUUAACCGUUUCAAAUUUGAAAAUUAGGACUCAUUUAUUGAAACAUAUUGUUCCUCGUUUGCUCAACACUUUUGAAUGUCAGGAUUUUUGCAUUGGAGCCCUUGUCAAUAAUUUGUACGAUACCAAUCAUGAUAUCGUUAUUCGAUCAAUUGAUUUGCUAUUCAAUCAUUACCAAAAAAAUAAUUUUCAAAAUCUACAGUCAAUAAUUAAGUAUCAGCCAGUUGUUCAUAUACUUCAAAAAUAUGAUACUGGACGUCGAUUUCUUGUUCAUUUUUUGAAUGAUUCACAUGGGUUUCAGUAUUUGGAAUCACAGGGGUACCUCGAACAUGAAUUCAACAAGUGGUUUCAAAUUGUUGAUUUUGAAUACGUAAGGAAAUUGGAACAAUUGAUUAGAUUUCAGUUUUUCCCCUUUGUUAGUCUUGAAGCAUUCCAUGCCCAAGGUAAACAAAACUUAGAUGUUAGUGAAGUUGAAUUGUCAUCGUUAUAUUUCUUCAAGUGUCUUUUAUCGACUGAAGAAGGUUUAACCUACUUUCAACAAGGAAUGGCCCGUGAUUUUUUUGAUCAAAUCUUGUCAUCUGUGGAGAACAUAUUCAAUCAGAUUAACAACGAUAAUGAAUUUCUUGAUAUUGAUAACCAAGAUGAACUUCAUUGUGAUAUGCUCAAUUUACUAAAGCAAAAUUUAUGGAUUAUUGGACAAAUCGGUUCCGGGAAAUAUGGAAUUCAAUUAUUGGAUCCAUUGUAUAAUAUCAAUUUGAAAUCAUCCAUUGUUGAAUUGAUAUUAGAUCAGUUUCAUCAUUGCCCCAUUUGGGAAAUUAGAGGCGUAUGUUUUUAUGUAAUUGGAAUGAUUUCAACCACAAUUGAAGGUAUUGAAAUCCUUGAUGAGUACGGCUGGAGUUCAGUAUUGGACCAGUAUGGAAACAGCAUGAAGUUGGCCUAUCCAAAGCCAGUUGCAACUGGUUCAAUGUUGAAACAUGGAUCCUACGAUGAUGCAAACUUGUUCAAUGUAGCUAUUGUCAAUCCUUACCAAGAUGCCCAAUAUUUCAACAUUUUCAAUAGCAUGAUUGAAGAAACAUCUAUUGAAAUUCAAUCACCACUAACAAUAAGGACAAUUUUCGCAAAUCUCCAUAGUUUGAAUUCCAUCUUAUCCAAGAUUGAAAUCAAGGCAAUAAGAGAAUUGAACAAAUUGAAACUACAUUCAAGUUCAAUUUUUGAAGAUGGUGAUUUAUUUCUUGAUGUUAUUCGAUUAAUUGAUAAGGGUAAUUUUUCAUUUCACAAACGAAUUUUCAUUUUCAAAUUGUUUAUUGAAGAUACUCGAGUGUUGGAGUCGAUUUUGAAAAGAGAACGACGUGGAUCGUUUAAGUUACAAUUAGCAACAUCUACAUAG
Messenger RNA from Lodderomyces parapsilosis, 3834 nucleotides. RefSeq names its product TORC2 complex subunit (gene TSC11). The transcript has a single exon. The record is from RefSeq and is a predicted model, not a curated record. Gene Ontology annotation, biological process: TORC2 signaling. Gene Ontology annotation, cellular component: TORC2 complex. Bases 1 to 3834 code for a protein of 1277 amino acids. Lineage: Eukaryota; Fungi; Ascomycota; Pichiomycetes; Serinales; Debaryomycetaceae.